GGAGGAAGAGAGCACAAACACGAAGCGGAAAGCUCAAAGAGAAGAAGUGAAAACAGAACAAGAGGAAGAGAGUCGCAGAAAAAGGAACAAAAUCAAUGAUCUCGCUGAUGGUCAUCCACCACCUUUAAGAAACUAAAUCUGAGCAAGAGAGAGAGAGAGAGAGAGUUUAUUAAUUUGUCACCAUGAAGAAGUUGUGGAGUUGCCUCUGCUUCCUCGUUCUAGCAGUAUUGCCUAUUUCCAGAGGACAGGAUACAACUGUUUCCCAACAUAACAGCAGUGACCAUUACAAUCAUUCAGAUACCUCUAUGACUACUACCAAGAGUUGGCUGGAUGAAACUACAGAUGCCACCAACAACAUGUCGUCCUCUUCCUCUCAGAACAGCGAAACCUUGAAUGUAACAACUCCGGCACAAAACAACACUGGAGGUGGGAACAACACUCCAGUCAAUGAAUCCAGCACAACGUUACAGGCAACAACAACCUCGGGUAAAAAGCCAGGGAACGAGGGCGAUGCUAGCAAUGGCAGCGUGACUACGGCGACAACCAGCUCCUCAUCAGUAAUAAUUGAAGACAAGGAUAGUUCGUCCUGGGGUUACGUGAUCCUGGUGUUGAUCAUCCUGGUGAUCAUUAUUCUGUGUGUCAUCCUCUACUUACUCCGGAGAGUCUCCAGGACGUAUUCAUUUGACCUCCAGCGUCCGAGUCCUGCCAGCCAUUGCAACGAACCCACAGGCACCUUUGAACCAGUCUACCUGGACGACCUGGAUCAAACAGCCCCUGAAGACCGGGUGAACAACGAUUACACUCCCCCCCCUACAUUAGCCAAUGGCACAACUCCACAGUCGGAGGAGAAGGACUCUAGUGGAGAGAACGCUCCGCAGGACCAGACAGAUACAAACGGUUUCGAGACUUUGUCCAUCGGUAUCAACAGCCCCCCAGCUGACAUCAUGUCUGACCAGUUGAUGAAUACCGACAUAUUCUUCAAUGGGAGCGGGGAGGAGCAGCAGAACGAAAACAACAACAACCCAUCGGUGUGCUCCAGUGACCCGUUUGUUGAAAUAAACCUGGAUGAGCCGGCGUGGUGCGACCAGCUUCUCACCUCUCCUGAACUCCCCUCCUCUGUCCUCCCUUUCUCUCCUUUCUCCUUCUCCACCUCCUCCUCCUCUUCUUAGCUCCUUCACUGAUGACACCCAGAUCAACGCAGAGGCAGCUACAGUGUCUUUUAAAAUCCAUUAAGAUCUCUUUUACUUCCAGUUUGCUUGCAGCUAGCUGGCAUUAUUUGUCACUGGCCAGUGUAUAUAUCUCAACCAAAAAGGCUGUAAAAAUAAAACUAGCUGAAGCAUUUUGUUGUGUUUUUUGCGGGAGUCUUCAGCAAUUGCAGUCUUAAUUGUAGAAAACAAACUGUUUAAGAACUGUUUCUCAAACUACAUGCUAUCAAAAAUCAGUCUGCUGUAUGUCUAUGAUGCAGCUGCAACAAAAUACUGCACAACUAAAAAGCCAAAGUUACUUUAAAUAUGUUUUCUAUUCUAUUAAAUAACAUGGUUGAGCAAGUUUUUUCAGAUAUACUUUCAAUGCUGUAAGUCAUAUUCAUUAAUAUCAUUUUGAAUCAUACUUUUGUGAAGUGACUUUGUGUAUAAAAGUUUAAAUGUGCCAUGUGUUUUCAUAUUUUGUUUUUAAUUAGUUGUCAGUUAUGUUUUAUGAAAUUAUGUUUUAUGAAACUAAAUGAAUGAAUAUUGUUUUUUUGAGGAAAUGUGCAACAGAAAUAAAUAAACAGUUGUCAUUUAUGGCGUAUUUAGGUAAACCUUUGGACCAAACUUAUUGUUUUAUAGAUUUUCUUUUUUUAGUGAUGCAUGACAUAGCUCCAAGUUUACCUUUACUUGGUGGUAAAAAGUCAUAAUGACAACAAGUUUUUCACUUGGACUUUUAAUUUUAUCAUAUCAUCCAGGCACUUAGCCCUGUAAUUAAUGUUCAUUAUGAGUUUUUAUUCUGGUCAUAAAUACAGUUUGCAUCUGCUGCUGUAACUUUUGUACAUUUUGUAAUAAUACAGCAGUUAAUCAGUUGAUGUUUACAAUCUGGAUUAAAUUGCUGUUUUAUAACUUUCCUGUUUUCAUCAUUCAUCAUGCAGAAAAGUGCUACAAAAGUAAACUCAAUCUUUAUCACUUUUAGAAAGUGAUAAAGAUUUCGGCUGCCAUUUAUAUUGUCCACUAUAUAAAUGCUGUUAAAUCUGGUGGUGAAUCACUGUGUCUAGUGACUUAUUUAUACUGCAGAGAGCAAACACUCAUCACACAUCUCACUUCACUGAGACGUUGUGGUUAUGUGGUUUUAUACUUUGGUUCAGGAUCAUGAAAGCUGAAUCUUUUGGGUCAAUCUGUGUUAAGAUUGAUCCGCAAGUCUGGUCCUGAUCAGUGCUUUACAUGCAUUAUCUUUUGCUACACAAACUGUUGUGUUUUUUUCAAAUGCUGCCUGGUAGAAUUUGUACUUGUUGAGGUGAAAUAAACACUUCAUCAUGAA
Messenger RNA from Thunnus maccoyii (southern bluefin tuna), 2508 nucleotides. RefSeq names its product dentin sialophosphoprotein. Lineage: Eukaryota; Metazoa; Chordata; Actinopteri; Scombriformes; Scombridae. The transcript has 10 exons. The record is from RefSeq and is a predicted model, not a curated record. Bases 183 to 1169 code for a protein of 328 amino acids.